AUGAUUCAGCCCUAUCAGCCUGCGGCAUUUCCGAUCAUGGGUGCCCCACUUGACCACACGGGCUACCCCUCGCCAGCCAGUCAGAGGCGCAGCUCGCAGCACACCCACUUCUCCUCCGACAACUCUGUGCGCGAUUCGUCGUCAACGCACGCCUCUGAAUGGACAGAACGAAGCUUGACGAGCUGCGCAACCAGCCCUGCGUGCGCACACUACAGUCUCAAAUCAGACGUCACGGGCGAGUCCACCGAAGAACUCGACGAGAGCUCCGUAGGCCUUGGCAUCACUUCGGACUUCGAGCACGGCAUCUCAAGCCGAAGAUCGAGCGCUGUUCCUGUGCUGCCUUCGCCCAUGCUCCCCGGAAGCGCAAAAGUCCUUCAAGGGCCCUUUUCGCAUCAUCGUGCUCCCUCCUGGACAAGGCGCGUAGACGUGUCUCCGCUCGUUGGACAUUCACAGACAAGCGGACCCCAAUUUGACCCAGCUGCUUCGCUCGAGAGUGGCCUGCGAUCGUUGGGGCUGAACGUCAUUCCAAGCAUGCAGCGAGCUCUGAGCGACGUGACACCCGUCUCGUCGGCCAGUCACGACAUUGCUGCUGCCGUUGCUUCCGCAUCGUCGUCGAACUUGGCAAAUCCAUCGAUUCCGCUUCGACGCGAUUCUCGUGCCCGCUGCUCUUCCGACCUAUCAAACUACCGUCCUGCAGCAUUCAGUGCUGCACAACGAUCCCAUUCCCCUUCGUUCUCGGUCGCGUCACCGUCGUCCAACUCAGGCCGCUUUACUCCUUCGUUGCCGACCUCAUCCAGCAAUCUGGGUGGGAGCAACAUCGAACAGUGGCAGAGCCCUCCGCGCACCAGCUCGCUUCGGCCAUCGGCCUCCACCAACUCCCUACGAGCAUCGCCCGGUCUCAGCAGAGCCGGCUCGCCGCGAACUCCGCCCGCCAGCGCAGCCAAGAGGCCUCCUCGUCCAACAUUGGACCGCAUCACCACCAUCAACGACCUCAGCAAUUCAAUUAUUGCUAUGCAGGAUGCUCCCGAGGACUCGCCGACGAGCCCAGUGCAAGAGCCCUCCUUGCGCACGUCGUCGGCUGCCUCGCGCAGACGUAGGGUGUCGGACGUAUCGAUCAACAGCUUUCUGCAGAAUGGCGAGUUCAGCCACAUUGUCGGUGCAUACACAAGCAAGUUGCGUUGGGAGGAAGGUCUCUACGACUUUGACGAGAGUGCCGAGCUUGACGGCGACGAAUCGAGGGCGGUCAAGACCGCUGAAGAUGGCAGCGCUGCGAUCGUACAGGGUCGCGAUCUGACUCUCGAGCAGAUCGAGGCCGAGACUGGUCCCAACACCACCCACUUACUGCUGAGCGGCAAUCAGACAGAAGGACUGGUCGAAGUUCUGGAACGAGUCUUGCCUCUCACCAACAAUCUGUUGGUGCUCGAUCUGUCGAAUUGCUUCUUGCCACGCCUUCCUGACGCCAUCGGCGCUUGCAUCGCGCUCGAAGAGCUCGACAUCUCCGGCAACCCGGUCGAGUGCCUGCCAGACUGGAUCCUCAACCUUCGCGCGCUUCGAGCACUCUCGGCUGACCGCAUCGGGUUGCAGCAUCUGCCGUCAAGCCUCAUCCAGCUUCAGGAGCUUCAACGUCUGAGUCUCCGCAGCAAUCAGCUCGUAUUCCUGCCCAGCUGGCUCCAUCGCAUGUCGAAGCUCAGCAAUCUCUUUGUCGAGGGCAAUCGCUUCCGAGGGCCAUGGCAAGACAUUGUCGCGCCGCUCUUCUCUCAGCCGCAGAGGCCUCUCGCUGCUAUCUUGCAGCCUGCGCAUGUCCCGCACCUCGGCGAGGCUCCCAAAUUGCAACUUCGCUCCAGCAGCGCCACCCAUACAAGGCUCCAGCAGGUGCCGGAGCGCCCUUUCAUGGCUCGCAUGCGCAGCGCGAACGACCUGCAGAGCAUGUUCAGCUAUCAGUCUGGAUCGCGGACCUUGCCCGUGUCGCCGUCUGAGUCCGACAGCAACGACAGCGGACACAUCAGCCCCAGAGAUUCACAAUCACGUCCGACGACGGAGUACGAGGAUCGCAUCGGCGCGCUUGUUGACGCCGAUGGUCUGGACAACCGUAACGCAGGUAGUGGCAGAUGGGGCGGCUUCCUCAAAAAGAUCGGACGUAAGGCCUCGAGCCAGAGGCUAGGUACCGCUUUCCACGAUCCUGCGACGAGCCCCAGCGAGAGUCGCUUCUCGUCGCCCAAGUUUUCGCGAAAAUCGCUGCGCUCGUCUGCCGGCCCUACGAGGGCCAACUCUCUUUCAAAGAGCGGCGCACCGCCUUUGAUGACCCAAUCGCAAUCCGAGCCCGUCUGUCCGACGGUUGCUACGGUGUCUCGCAGCCUUGCUGCUGCUGUUGCCGCCGAUGUCGACAAUCAUCUCGCUCCCAUGACGCCACUCGAUCCACCUGCCGAGCCCAUGCUGUCCUUGCAGCCGUCAUCGCUUCUGCAGCCAUUUGUGUCAGAUGCGGAAGCCAAAAAGGCUCGUCGACGCAGCUUCUUGCCUGUCCUUGCCAGUGCCGCUGGGCCGGUUCUCAGCACAGCUGUUCCGUCCCGAACAGAGAUGGACGAGGAGAGUCUUGCUAGACACCGCAAUCGUCUGCGUGCACUCAUGCACUACCUCCGCGAUCUGGAUGAUCUCACCGCGGGACGCACCGAGGCAGCCUCGUUCGUCGGACCCAGCAAGAGCUCGCUUGCGCAUCUUCGCGAUGGAAAUGGCCACUCGCGCACACCGAGCGUGUACCGAGCCGAGUCGAGCAAUCCUUCGACCAAGUCGCGAGACUCUGGCGGAGAGUACGUGGCCAGCACGGCCGCCAGCUCUGUCUCUGAAGGCGCCUCUUCCGAGCCAGCACGUCUUAGCACUACGCAGUGCGGCAAAGACGACUCGGUGAGACGCUUCCGUAUCAUUGCGGAGAUCAUCUCGACGGAGCGUACCUACGUCAAGGGGCUGAGCGAGUUGGUCGAUAUCUACGUCAAGCCAGCCAUGGCGCCCGCUGACGGCAGCAGUGGAGUCGCGGUGAUCCCGGCCACCGAACAUCGCGCAGUCUUUGGCAAUGUUGAAGCGCUGCUGCAGUUCCACCGCACCGUCUUCCUUCCGUCGCUGGUGGCUAUGGCUAAACCAGUGCUCGAUCACGACCAGGAUGCGCCAGGCGACAUGGCGCCUGAAGCGACAGCAGCGGUUGCCGAGAAGGUGGCGUCGGUCUUCUCGACGCAUGCCGCUUUCUUCAAAAUGUACACGAGCUACAUCAACAAUUGCGACUCUGCGCAGACCAGGAUGAGCGCAUGGAUGGCUCCAUCCUCGGCUGCUGGCGGCGGCGGCCUUUCGCUUCGAGGAACGACCGCCUACGGCGCUUUGCAAGCAUUCGGCGCCAUGUCGGCGCAACAAGGCACCGCAGCGGCUCUCUAUGCCAGCGGCUCUCUUAACGGCCUGAUGGGCGCACACGCUCCUUCGGGCAUCUUCGGCAACGACGGCAAUCUCACGCCUUCGCAGCGCAAAAAGGUCAGAACCUUCAUGAAGCGCUGCCGCACGCACCCUCGUCACAACCAACUCAACGUGGAGAGCUACCUGCUGCUGCCUGUGCAGCGCAUUCCUCGGUACCGUUUGCUGCUGGAGGAUCUGGUCAAGAGCACCGACACCCAUCGACUGGCUGACGGCGAUGCAUUGGCCACCGCGCUUGAGCAUGUGACGCAGAUCGCAUCCAAGGUUAACGAGAGCAAGCGUCAGUCGGAGCAGGACCGACGAUUGUUGGCGUGGCAGUACCGCAUCCGAGGACCCAUCGAAGGGCCUCUGGUGCAGCCUCAUCGUCGUCUGCUCAAGGAUGGAUCGUUGCAACUGAAGCGCGUGGUGCGCCGCAUUCCAGGAUUCGUGCGCUCCGACCGAAGCGCGUCGGUGAGCAGCAUCGACACGAGGCAAAGCCAGAGCCAUGUGCUGUCAGCCGACCACUUGCAGCAGGUGACCGAGGAUCAGAGCAUGUCCCUGAUCCUGUGCAGCGAUGUUGCGGUGCUGUGCGCCGAGCAGACGAGGAACAAGGACAUCAACGCGCCCGUGUUGCUGCGCUCGAUGCUCAAGCUCAUUCGACCCGUCGAGAUCCUGGGCGGCAUCAACCUUCGCGUUGUAGAUCGCUCCGAGAUCCUGUACCUUGCUGCGUCCACGCCGGAGGAGGCAGUGGCGUGGAAGACGGCAUUCGACCUUCAUUUCUACCAGUGA
Molecule: messenger RNA, 4218 nt
Organism: Pseudozyma hubeiensis SY62
Lineage: Eukaryota; Fungi; Basidiomycota; Ustilaginomycetes; Ustilaginales; Ustilaginaceae
Exons: 1
Coding region: 1-4218 (1405 amino acids)
Molecular function (GO): guanyl-nucleotide exchange factor activity
Source: RefSeq, a predicted model, not a curated record